CCUCACUGACGGCGGCAGGGCCCAGCCGCACUGCGCGGCCGUAGUGGGCGGGAGGCAGGGGGAGAUGCGGUCGCCGGCGCUACCGCAGCUCUUGGUGGGGCCGCUGCUGGUGUUGCUGGUGCUGCUGGAGGCCGCCCGCUGCGCGGAGGCUGCGGCCCCUCGCCCCCGGGACGCCGCCACCGCUUCCCCACGCUCAACGGAGGCGGCCGGCGGGGCCUCCACGCGGAGCAGCAGCAACAGUAGUAGCAGCAGCAGCCGCCUGGCCGAGGUGUCGGCGCCGCCCGAGCAGGGCCAGCCCAUGACCCAGCGCGCCCUGUCCGUGCUGGUUCUGGCCAGCGCCGCCCUCAUCGUCUACUUCGUGAUCCGGACCGUGCGGCUCAGAAGGCAAAAUAGAAAAACCCGAAGAUAUGGAGUUUUGGAUAUGAACAUAGAAAACAUGGAGCUGACCCCAUUAGAACAAGAUGAUGAUGAUGAUGAUACAACACUGUUUGAUGCCAGCCAUCCUCGAAGAGAAGUACGUGCCUUUCAUUGAAAGAACUUAAUCUUAGAACCAGAGAAGGAGACUGCUUCAUGGGAGAAAUAAGAAGCAAGAGGGUAUGCAAGUGGGGGGGAACUAAUUUAAUUUGUGUAUUUUGGCAUCCUUAAUAUCUUGCAAUAAGUAAUGUAUCAAUUUGUUGUAUCUUUUUGUAUAUAGAGAUUCUCAAUAUGUAGCUUAGGGGGAGAGAGUACUAACUGUGAUAAGAUAAAAACCUAUUUAAAAUGGAGAAUCUUUGUAAAACAGGGUAUUUUUUGCUUGUUAGAAGUCUUGUAUGCCAUUAAGCAUGGUAUACACUUUUUUCCUACAGUAACUUGGAAUGUUAAUUUUUUCUUCUGAUAUUAAAUUGUAAGUAAAUAAAGCCACUGUGGAACUUCUCAGAAUUGUUAGAACAUGACUUUAAUUGAGUAGAUGAUUUAUUGUUUACCAAUAAAAAGCCAAACCACUGCCUUCUGUGUUGAGAAUUUAAACAACUGAAUUAACAUGUUUUGUUCAUGUAAACUUCAGUGAAAAAAUAAAAUGUGUUUACAGUG
Messenger RNA from Zonotrichia leucophrys gambelii, 1068 nucleotides. It is a transcript of the gene FAM174A, whose product is annotated as family with sequence similarity 174 member A. The coding region runs from base 65 to 532 and encodes 155 amino acids. The record is from RefSeq and is a predicted model, not a curated record. NCBI's taxonomy places the organism in Eukaryota, Metazoa, Chordata, Aves, Passeriformes, Passerellidae. The transcript is spliced from 3 exons.